AUGUGCACUCUUGAGAAGCGCGGUGAUCUCUUCUUCCUAACCCUAACCGGCGACGACGAGCACCGCCUCAGCCUAACCCUCAUCGACUCGCUCCUCUCGGCUCUCUCCCAAGCCAAGUCCCAAGCCACUCGCGGCUCGGUCCUGGUCACCACCGCCCACGGCAAGUUCUUCUCCAACGGCUUCGACCUCGGCUGGGCCCAAGCCGCCGGCUCCGCCUCCGCCGCACUCGCCCGUCUCAGCAAGAUGGUCGCCGCCUUCAAGCCAGUCGUCGCCGCGCUUCUCUCGCUCCCGAUGCCGACGGUCGCCGCCGUCCAAGGCCACGCCGCUGCCGCCGGAUUCUUAUUGGCUCUGAGCCACGACUACUUCCUGAUGAGGCGCGAUAGAGGCGUGCUGUAUAUGAGCGAGGUCGAUUUGGGGCUGCCAUUCCCAGACUACUUCACGGCGGCGUUUCUGGCGAAGAUGGGGUCGGUUUCGGGUAGGAGGGACGUGAUGCUGAGGGGGAUGAAGCUGAAGGGAGACGAGGCUGUCAAGCUUGGGAUUGUGGAAUCGGCGCACGAUAGCGCGGAGAGCACGGUGGAGGCUGCGGUGCGCCUGGGGGAGCAGUUGGCGAAGAGGAAGUGGAACGGCGACGUUUACGCGGAGAUCAGGAAGAGUUUGUAUCCGGAGUUGUGCGGCGUUGUUGGAGUGGCGGUUGCUACUCCAAAGGCAAAGCUUUGA
Prunus armeniaca (apricot) is the source of this 717-nucleotide messenger RNA. The record is from the annotation of a GenBank genome assembly. NCBI's taxonomy places the organism in Eukaryota, Viridiplantae, Streptophyta, Magnoliopsida, Rosales, Rosaceae.